ACGGCAGCUGCUUCCGCGCGACCCGGCGGGCCCUCUUCUGCCGCCGGGAGUCCGCGCUGCCCGCGCCUCAAGUCCGGCGGAGCCCAAAGCGAGCGCCUCGUGCCGGAGCCGGGCGGGGGCCGGGAUGCGGAGCUGUGCGCCUUGAGCCGGCCCCAUGACCCUGAGCACGUUGGCCCGCGAGAGGAAGGCGCCCCCCGCCUGCACCUGGAGCCUCAGUGGCCCCGACAUGAUCCCCUACUUCUCAGCCAACGCGGUCAUCUCGCAGAACGCCAUCAACCAGCUCAUCAGCGAGAGCUUUCUAACGGUCAAAGGUGCUGCCCUUUUUCUGCCACGGGGAAAUGGCUCAUCCACACCAAGAAUCAGCCACAGACGCAAUAAGCAUGCAGGUGACCUCCAACAGCAUCUCCAAGCAAUGUUCAUAUUACUCCGCCCAGAAGACAACAUCAGGCUGGCUGUAAGGCUAGAAAGUACUUACCAGAAUCGAACACGCUAUAUGGUAGUGGUUUCAACUAACGGUAGACAAGACACUGAAGAAAGCAUCGUCCUAGGAAUGGAUUUCUCCUCUAAUGACAGUAGCACUUGUACCAUGGGUUUAGUCCUGCCUCUCUGGAGUGACACCCUAAUUCAUUUGGAUGGUGAUGGUGGGUUCAGCGUAUCAACAGAUAACAGAGUUCACAUAUUCAAACCUGUGUCUGUGCAGGCAAUGUGGUCUGCAUUACAGAGUCUACACAAGGCUUGUGAAGUCGCCAGAAUGCAUAACUACUACCCUGGCAGCCUGUUUCUCACCUGGGUGAGUUAUUACGAGAGCCAUAUCAACUCAGAUCAAUCCUCAGUCAAUGAAUGGAAUGCUAUGCAGGAUGUGCAGUCCCACCGGCCUGACUCUCCAGCUCUUUUCACAGACAUACCAACUGAACGUGAGCGAACAGAAAGGCUAAUUAAAACCAAAUUAAGGGAGAUUAUGAUGCAGAAGGAUUUGGAGAAUAUCACAUCCAAAGAGAUACGAACUGAAUUGGAAAUGCAAAUGGUGUGCAACUUGCGAGAAUUCAAGGAAUUUAUAGAUAAUGAAAUGAUAGUGAUCCUUGGUCAGAUGGAUAGCCCUACACAGAUAUUUGAGCACGUGUUCUUGGGCUCGGAAUGGAAUGCCUCUAACUUAGAGGAUUUACAGAACCGAGGGGUGCGAUAUAUCUUGAAUGUCACUCGAGAGAUAGAUAACUUCUUCCCAGGAGUCUUUGAGUAUCACAACAUUCGGGUAUAUGACGAAGAGGCAACGGAUCUCCUGGCUUACUGGAAUGACACUUACAAAUUCAUCUCUAAAGCAAAGAAACAUGGAUCUAAAUGCCUUGUGCACUGCAAAAUGGGGGUGAGUCGCUCAGCCUCCACUGUGAUUGCCUAUGCGAUGAAGGAGUAUGGCUGGAAUCUGGACCGAGCCUAUGACUACGUGAAGGAAAGACGAACAGUGACCAAGCCCAACCCCAGCUUCAUGAGACAGCUGGAAGAGUACCAGGGGAUCUUGCUGGCAAGCAAACAGCGGCAUAACAAGCUCUGGCGAUCUCAUUCAGAUAGUGACCUCUCGGACCACCACGAACCCAUCUGCAAAGCAGGACUAGAACUCAACAAGAAGGAGAUCACCACCUCAGCAGACCAGAUUGCCGAGGUCAAGACCAUGGAGAGUCACCCACCCAUACCUCCCGUCUUCGUGGAACAUGUCGUCCCACAGGAUGAAAAUCAGAAAGGCCUGUGUACCAAAGAAAGAAUGAUCUGCUUGGAGUUUACUUCUAGGGAAUUUCAUGCCGGACAGAUUGAAGAUGAAUUAAACCUAAAUGACAUCAAUGGAUGCUCAUCAGGGUGUUGUCUCAAUGAAUCAAAAUUCCCUCUUGACAACUGCCAUGCAUCCAAAGCCUUAAUCCAACCUGGACAGGACCCAGAAAUGGCCAACAAGUUCCCAGACUUAACAGUGGAAGAUUUGGAGACAGACGCACUGAAAGCAGACAUGAACGUCCACUUACUGCCCAUGGAAGAAUUGACAUCCCGCCUGAAAGAUCUCCCCAUGUCCCCUGAUCCUGACUCACCGAGCCCCCAACCCAGUUGCCAGGCUGAAGUCUCAGAUUUCAGUACAGAUCGCAUUGACUUUUUUAGCGCGCUAGAGAAGUUUGUAGAGCUUUCCCAAGAAACCCGGGCCCGAUCUUUUUCUCACUCAAGGAUGGAGGAACUGGGUGGAGGAAGGAGCGAGAGCUGUCGACUGUCAGUGGUCGAAGUAGCCCCUUCCGAAGCGACCGCUGAUGACCAGAGAAGCAGCUCUCUGAGUAAUACUCCCCAUGCAUCUGAAGAAUCUUCAAUAGAUGAGGAACAGUCAAAGGCAAUCUCAGAACUGGUCAGUCCAGACAUCUUCAUGCAGUCUCACUCAGAAAAUGCAAUUUCAGUCAAAGAAAUCGUCACUGAGAUUGAAUCCAUCAGUCAAGGAGUUGGACAGAUUCAAGUGAAAGGCGACAUCCUAGCCAUUCCAUGCCAUACACCAAAGAAGCACAUCGUCCAUGAGCUGCCCCUUGAGAGGGCCCAAGCCGCAGAGAACAAACCUGGAAAUCUGGAGCAGAGUGGAGUUUCCUGCACAGCCCAGCCUGAACUAGCCAAAGACUCAGGGAAGUGGGAGCCAGAAGGGUGCCCAGUGGCACACUCAUCCACCACAGCGUUGGAAGAAGAGGAACCAGCUGAGGGGGAACCAGAGCUCUGGGGCCCAGGGAUGCCCCCGGGUGCCAAGUGGUGCCCCGGGUCCGUGAGGCGAGCCACCUUGGAGUUUGAGGAGCGCUUGCGGCAGGAGCAGGAGCAGUACGGUGCUGCCCCUGCUUGUGCCUCGUUGUCCACUCGUAAGAAUUCCAAGAAUGAUUCUUCUUCUGUGGCAGAUGUGGCAUCAAAAGGGAGGAGUGAUGAAGCCACCCUAGAACAUGCAUUUGUCCCCAGGGAACCAGAGACGAGCAAGGGCAAAGGGAAAUGCAGUGGGUCUGAGGCUGGCUCCCUACCCCAUUCUGAGCAGCAUGCCAUCGUUCCAGCACCCGAGCUGCCGGAGUCUCACCCGUUGCCAGCUCCUCAGAAGUGCCCAGGGUCAGGUCCCAGAACACAGCAGGAAGGAGUCCUGAAGGAGCAGAGGACUUCGGUCUCAUGCCAGGGACCUGAGACACCAGCAGUCCCUCUGCCUCUUCCCAAGAAGAUAGAAAUCGUUGAAUACACCCACACAGUCACGACACCUGAUCACGGGCCAGAGGGGGAAACAGCCACCAGCGAAAAGAGUGGGGAGCAGGGACUGAGGAAAGUGAAAGUGGAGGAGUCCGUUACUGUCCUCUGUGCACUGGAUGAAAAUCUGAACCGGACACUGAGCCCCGACCAGGCUUCUCUGCACCCCAGAGCGCUACCUCUGCCUCACUCUUCCUCUCCCGAGCCUGAGCACGGCAGGCCCGCCCACCCAGCCCCCACCCUGAGCAGCCCUGGAGACGGGGGCAACAGCCCAGCAGCUGCCCUGGAGACGGCAGCGCCUUCUGUCAGUCACUCAGCCCACGUACUUGGUGCCAGCUUGGCUUACCUGCAUCCCCAGACGGUGGUUCACCUGGAAGGCUUCACAGAGCAAAGCAGCACCACAGACAAUGAGCCCUCUGCGGAGAAGGGCAGCUGGGAGGAAAGUCAGGAGGGCCCCCUCUCCAGGGGCAGUGGAGUGCCAUAUCAGGGCUCCCAGGUAAGUAGCGAAGACCUGUGUUUAAUUAGCAGACUCGGUGACAGUGUUGGGGAGCAGCAAGAAAAACUGGACCCAUCACCUGUAGCCUGUCAGCUCCCACACAGCCCUAGUAGUGACGGUAUAAAGGGUCUCAGUCACAGCCCCAGUGGGGUGAAGGAACGCGCUAAAGAAAUCGAGUCCCAAGAGAUUUCCCAGGUAGGGCUCCCCAAACCAUCGCAAAUGAGGCAUUCAGCUUCCCUCGCCAAGUUAGGUUACCUGGACCUCUGUAAAGACUGUUUACCGGAGAGGGGGCCUAUCUGCUCUGAGUCCCCUCAUCUCAAACUGCUUCAGCCCUUCCUCAGAAUGGGCUCGGGAAUGGAGGCCCAGGAGCCCCCAGAAAACCCAGAUGCUCCCCAGAACCUAGAGCCCACCAAGUGGUUCAUAGAGCAACUCAAAACAACAGAGUGUAUCGCACAGAGCAAGCCGGUGGAGAGGCCCCUUGUACAGUAUGCCAAAGAAUUUGGUUCCAGUCAGCAGUGUUUGCUCCCCAGGGCAGGACCUGAAUUGACUAGUUCUGAAGGAGGCCUUCCUUUGGUACAGACCCAGGGACUGCAGGGUGCAGGCCCAGCUCCAGGGCUGGCUGUAGUGCCCCGUCAGCAGCACGGCAGAACUCACCCCCUAAGGAGACUGAAAAAAGCAAAUGAUAAAAAACGGACAACCAACCCCUUCUAUAAUACCAUGUGAUUCUGAGCCUCUACAUGUGACUUUCUGAAAGAAAUGUUUGUAAAAGGGGCAGGUGUAAUAUGUAAGGAACAUGCACUUUAUUGGUUAAUUUUAUAAUACUUUGGUCAUUUUACUGUUCCUGGCGCAUGCAGGGUUUGGUUUUUUUCCUCUGUGUGUGUGAGAGAGAGAGAGAGUUUGAUUUGGACGGCAAGACCAUUUUACCAUUUUUUAUUUUUGGAAAAUGCAAACCUCAAAGAAUACUCAUUUUCAAAGAACACCUUUAUCAAAGGCAAAUUGCUGUUUUUCAGUCUACUGCCACCUGCUCCUCAUUUUGCCCCCUGAGGGAAGGCAUGCUUGCUUGAUUGAGGAAGGAAGCAGAUGGGGAAAGUGGGGUUGAAGCUGGGAAUUGGAAAUGCUGCCCCAGGCCUGUGUGAUGAUGGUUAGGUCUCCAGACCUGAUGCAUUGGAUUCACUGAAGGGGGCAGCCCAACAUCAGCAUGCUCUCAGACUUGGUCCCCAGCCCCUUGGAGUUGCCGAAAUGGGCAGGUUCUGCUUUGCUCUCAAAGAGGGUCUUCCAGAAUUCAUUUCUCCUGGUCUCCAGAGUGUAUCAUUACAAAAAGGCAUGAUAAUUGGCUGGCUUUGUAAACUUAUCAAGCAAAUACUUUUUUACCCCAAGCAAAGAAUUUUAUUAAAUUUAAAAUGAACUCCAAAGGAUUUCUGAGAGGUCCUCUCUAGAGGAAAGCAGAAGAAGAGAAGGAGGUGAAAUUGGGGGUGGAGAGGCCACCACUGCCCAGUAUCUUCCAGGUGGACGGGCUCCACACAGGUGGUCAUCCUACCCCACCCCACCCCCCAUCCCCUGGAAAUGUGCCCUGCAGCAUUCUCCCAACUAAAACACAAUAGGGACAAGUUUGAAAAACAGCAAUUAAAAGUCAGUGUGUUCUUGUAAAGUGAAUACAUAUGUAGGGUUUUAACCCUUUCGUUACUUGAAUAAUUCUGUGGGCCUUCUAAGUUUAAUGGCCAUAUUUUUUCCAAUUUAUUUUCCUCCCUCAUGCUGUUUCUCCCAGUGCUGCCUAUUUUUUUUAAUUUUGUAGGUAUUUGAAUUGUUACAUUACAUAUGUAUAACCUCCAUUGAAUGCAAAGUUUUCUUUUUAAUAUUAUCACUGUUAACACUUGACAUAAGUUUUUUUUUUCUUUUUCCUGGAAGAUUUGUCAUUUCUCUAGUUUAUACACAAUACUUAUGUACAUAAUGUUGUCACUUUCUUACAUUGUUUUGUUGUUAAUGUUGUAUGUUGUAGGGUCUUUUUGACUUAUCCAUUUUAAGAAAUAGUAAAGCUGCAACUGGAAAACAUACGGACACCACAGAAAUAAGACUGAUGGGUGUUGGUAGGAAUCUGCAGAGUAUAUAUUGAUGGUGGUUUUUUUUAAAAUGGAGACUUCUAAUCACCAGCUCCUGCCAAAUUAUGCGUUAGUAACUUCCUCCUCAGAGAAACCCCUAAAGGCUCCCAUUAGAUCACAGUUUGACUGAAGGCUAAUUUCUCUUUGAGACUGAAAUCCCAGAACGUUGUUCACCACUAGCUGAACCAGAGCCAGGGAGUAUAUGUGAGUGUUACCGCUGCCCAGGGUGGAAGCUCCUAAUGGAUUAGGCUGAAGGGCUGCAGGGAGGCCUCGGCCAAGGGCAGGCACCCUUAAAUGACCGCGUUUAGGAUGCUGUUGCUUUGCUGCUAUUGUGGAGGUCCUUAACACAGGAGCACCUGCCGUAAACAAGCCUAUUUCAGCUUCUUACAGAAAACAUAUUUAGCUUGGGAUGGAACACCACUGCAGCUCAUCAAAACUGAAGAGGUUUGCAAAUUUGCUUCCUGUUUGCUUUGGUGGUUGUCCCCAUUGCUGAGAGGUUGACCGAGCACAGACCUAAGAUUUAGGUUUGGGGUUCAUCACAGCACUUAGAGGAUAAAGAUGCACAGACUGUCAAAGUGAUGUCAGAGGCCAGAGUUCGAUGAGGACAGGUGGUAUGGUGACCCAAAGGAGAGAGAAAAGGUGGACUGAGGCCACUCGUACGUGUUCAAGAGGAGCUGUGAAUCCAGUUGCCGGGUGGAGGCCGUAGUUGGGUCUGACAUCACUGCCAGGAGGCAGAUUGGACAGAAACCUCCUGCUCUUAAGUGUUUUUAUGGUGUAGUAAUGAUAUGUACCUGUGCUGUCCCUAAAUAGUUUCCUUAAAUGUUCAAAUGUGUCAUCCACACAGCUUUGUGGCUCCAGGAUAUUUAAUGUGUUGUAAAAUGUUUUACUAGGUGGCAUGUUCCAGUGUGAGGAGGCUUGCAGGACAGGGUUAUGAAUUUCCAGGGCUCAUCCAUCUAAACUGCCCUUUCUUGUUGAGGCAGUUCCAUCACCAAUAUGUUGGCGAAAGGAGAGGAAACUGUGGCAGGGGUGGGAAGAGGAGGCUUUGCAUGGAGGUUAAGAGAGUAGCGUCCACUCAGUUAAUCCCUUGAGAUGGUGACAUCCCUCACAUUAAGAAGUACACACAGGGUCGACAGUGUUGCACUGUUCUCUCUUCUUUUCCCGGCCACUGUGUUUAAUGCUCACUCUCACUGCAUUAAAGAACAACAAAGAUUGGGAGUGGGGGAACCUCAAAUGCUGUGAAGAAAAACAAAACCUUUUUUUUUUUUUUAAA
Globicephala melas (long-finned pilot whale) is the source of this 7087-nucleotide messenger RNA. RefSeq names its product slingshot protein phosphatase 2 (gene SSH2). The record is from RefSeq and is a predicted model, not a curated record. Gene Ontology annotation, cellular component: cytoplasm. Gene Ontology annotation, biological process: protein dephosphorylation; negative regulation of actin filament polymerization; actin cytoskeleton organization. Gene Ontology annotation, molecular function: protein tyrosine/serine/threonine phosphatase activity; actin binding. NCBI's taxonomy places the organism in Eukaryota, Metazoa, Chordata, Mammalia, Artiodactyla, Delphinidae.